AUGGUCCAGAGAAUCUCUGGUUCGCCCAUGGAGCUUACAGAGAGAACCAUCAGCGUCUUCCAGGCAAAAUUGAACAAUUGCUCAACCAUAGACCUGGAUGGGCGUGUCGAGAUCCAGAGUAUAAGUCUGGCACCAAAGACAGCCAUCGAUUCAAGUGCACGGAAUGCACUUCUGCUCAAAGAAAAUGAGCUCAAAAGUGCAUACAAACAGCCCCUGGAACGCUACCUCCUGAAAUCGACGAGUAUUAUCCUCAGGCUGGCCUCAAGCAUCUUCUGGCUAUUUGGCCACAAAGACUUGGUUGAACUUGUCGACGAUCCGGCAUGUCUUUUAGAAGAUGAGAUUGUCCCGUUCCUUGCGUCGUUGAUCCUGGGGCUUCCUGAUGAAUUACUAUCGUGA
This is a messenger RNA of Aspergillus thermomutatus, 396 nucleotides long. RefSeq lists its product as uncharacterized. The transcript has 3 exons. Lineage: Eukaryota; Fungi; Ascomycota; Eurotiomycetes; Eurotiales; Aspergillaceae. The coding region runs from base 1 to 396 and encodes 131 amino acids. The record is from RefSeq and is a predicted model, not a curated record.